This is a messenger RNA of Peronospora belbahrii, 648 nucleotides long. NCBI's taxonomy places the organism in Eukaryota, Oomycota, Peronosporomycetes, Peronosporales, Peronosporaceae. The record is from the annotation of a GenBank genome assembly.
AUGGCUACUGAAGACAUUAACAAAUCGGGCAUCACUAUGUUCAGUCCACCCCAUUCUAGAAACUACCGCUUCAAUAAUAACCUAAAAGGAUGGCAAGAUGAGCAGUUGGAUGGAAGAUUGCUUAAACAAGAAGCAAUGGUAUUGCUUAUUGUGUGCACGGGUGAUAUGCUACUGGAAGACUUUGUAACAUCUGAAAACAAAAUUCCGACUGCCAACGUAGCCGACUAUAUCAAGUGUUUCUACAAUUGUCUUGACUGCAAUUUAAACAGCGUAUGUCCCGUGAAAAGAGCAUUAACCGAGUUGACUGGCGAUACGAUACGGUUGCAAUUAACAUUGACGAUUUCAUUCCUUCGAUCCCCAAAGUACACAUUUAAUCUUGAUCCUGUGUCAUUGACUCAAGUUGACGUGCUGGAGUCUAAGAUGCGCGAUCAGAAUGACGAGCUCGUGCGGCUUCGUGAUCAGCUCAAUGCUGUUCACGAAGCUUCACGAGCUGGAGUGAAUCUAUUUAUCAAGCUUGAAGCAGAACGCAUUAGUUCUAGUCAAGGCACGUACUCAAGGCGUUUAUCGCAUCAGUGGGGUCAUCAAUGCUGCGCCAAGCAAUAUCAGUUACAUCGAGAUCUUGAAAAACGGUGUGUGCAUCCAACGUAG